Messenger RNA from Sorex fumeus (smoky shrew), 2435 nucleotides. RefSeq names its product ATP binding cassette subfamily F member 3 (gene ABCF3). Lineage: Eukaryota; Metazoa; Chordata; Mammalia; Eulipotyphla; Soricidae. The record is from RefSeq and is a predicted model, not a curated record. Gene Ontology annotation, molecular function: ATP binding; ATP hydrolysis activity. The transcript has 21 exons. Bases 16 to 2145 code for a protein of 709 amino acids.
GGGCCCGGCUGGAACAUGGCGACGUGCGCCGAGAUCCUGCGGAGCGAGUUCCCCGAGAUUGACGGACAGGUCUUCGACUACGUGACGGGCGUCCUGCACAGCGGCAGCGCGGACUUCGAGUCGGUGGAUGACCUGGUGGAAGCCGUGGGCGAGCUGUUGCAGGAGGUGUCCGGGGACAGCAAGGAUGACGCGGGCAUCAGGGCCGUGUGCCAGCGCAUGUACGACACCCUGCGCCUGGCCGAGCCGCCGAGCCAGGGGAACAGCCAGGUCCUCCUGGACGCGCCCAUCCAGUUGUCCAAGAUCACGGAGAGCUACGACUGUGACACCAAACUUCCCGGACUACUAAAGCGGGAACAGUCCUCGACCGUGAAUGCAAAGAAACUCGAAAAGGCUGAGGCGAGACUGAAGGCCAAGCAGGAGAAGCGCUCCGAGAAGGACACGCUCAAGACUGGCAGCGUCCCAGUCUUGGAAGAGGCCUCAGCCAGCCAGGCAGGCAGCAGGAAGGAGAGUCGCUUGGAAUCAUCCGGCAAGAACAAAUCCUAUGACAUCCGGAUCGAGAACUUUGACGUGUCUUUUGGUGACAGGGUCCUGCUGACAGGGGCAGACGUGAACCUGGCCUGGGGCCGCCGCUACGGGCUGGUGGGUCGCAACGGACUGGGCAAGACCACGCUGCUGAAGAUGUUGGCCACGCGGAGCCUGCGGAUCCCAGCCCACAUUUCCCUGCUCUACGUGGAGCAGGAGGUGGCGGGUGACGACACCCCUGCCCUGCAGAGCGUGCUGCAGAGUGACACGGUGCGCGAGGACCUCCUGCAGCGGGAGCGCGAGCUCAGUGCCCAGAUCGCGGCCGGCAGGGCCGAGGGCUCGGAAGCAGCACAGCUGGCGGAAAUCUACGCCAAGUUGGAGGAAAUCGAGGCGGACAAGGCUCCCGCCAGGGCCUCGGUCAUCCUGGCGGGGCUGGGCUUCACCCCUGCCAUGCAGCAGCAGCCCACGCGGGAGUUCUCCGGCGGCUGGAGGAUGCGAUUGGCCCUGGCCCGGGCCCUGUUCGCUAGGCCCGAUCUUCUGCUGUUGGAUGAACCCACAAACAUGCUGGACGUCAGGGCCAUCCUGUGGCUGGAGAAUUACUUGCAGACAUGGCCCUCCACCAUCCUCGUUGUCUCCCACGACCGCAACUUCCUCAAUGCCGUUGCCACCGACAUCAUUCACCUGCACAGCCAGCGGCUUGACGGGUACCGGGGCGACUUCGAGACCUUCAUCAAGAGCAAGCAGGAGCGGCUGCUCAACCAGCAGCGGGAAUACGAGGCCCAGCAGCAGUACCGCCAGCACAUCCAGGUGUUCAUUGACCGCUUCCGCUACAAUGCCAACAGGGCCUCUCAAGUGCAGAGCAAGAUCAAAAUGCUGGAGAAGCUGCCGGAGCUGAAACCUGUGGACAAGGAGAUCGAGGUAGUGAUGAAGUUCCCCGAUGGCUUUGAGAAGUUCUCUCCACCCAUCCUGCAGCUCGACGAGGUGGAUUUCUACUAUGAUCCAAAGCACGUCAUCUUCAACCGCCUCUCCGUCUCUGCUGAUCUCGAGUCCCGCAUCUGUGUGGUGGGGGAGAACGGCGCGGGGAAGUCGACCAUGCUGAAGCUGCUGAUGGGGGACCUGGCCCCCGUCCGGGGCAUCCGGCACGCUCACAGGAACCUGAAAAUCGGCUAUUUCAGCCAGCACCACGUGGAGCAGCUGGACCUGAAUGUCAGUGCCGUGGAGCUGCUGGCACGCAAGUUUCCCGGUCGGCCCGAGGAAGAAUACCGGCACCAGCUGGGCCGCUACGGCAUCUCGGGAGAGCUGGCCAUGCGCCCUGUCGUCAGCCUGUCCGGGGGGCAGAAGAGCCGGGUGGCCUUCGCCCAGAUGACCAUGCCCUGCCCCAACUUCUACAUCCUGGACGAACCCACCAACCACCUGGACAUGGAGACGAUCGAGGCCCUGGGCCGGGCGCUCAACACCUUCAGGGGGGGAGUGAUCCUGGUGUCGCACGACGAGCGCUUCAUCCGGCUGGUCUGCCAGGAGCUGUGGGUGUGUGAAGGCGGCGGAGUGACCCGGGUCGAGGGGGGAUUCGACCAAUACCGCGCCCUCCUCCAGGAACAGUUCCGGCGGGAGGGCUUCCUCUAGGACCCCCGCCCCUGCCACCAGGCUCGAGGACUGGGCCCAGGAUGUGGACUGCUCGCUCAGACCCCUGGGCCACCACCUGACCACCCUUUCCUGGCAAUGGACUCGCCUCGGCUCUGGGGACAGCCUUACUCCCAAACCUGACCAGAGCACGUCCUGUCCCGCCCAGCCAGCGGCGUCUCCUCCGUGUGUGAGGACUGGUCUUCCGAGGGGAAAGGGGACCGGGGUGCCUGCCGGCACUGCCCCGGGCCAUGGGGCCCCUUCCCCUGGCUGCUGUGUCGAUUAAACCUCCC